AUGAUUCAAAGCUCCAAGCAGGUCGUCUUUAUCGGCGCUGCCGGCGAAAUGUGCCGGGUGGCUAUUAACUUGUUUGCCAAAGCAAGCGCUGCACCUCUCUUGCUCGCCGACAUCAACGAGACCACACUCGAGCGUGUAGCCUCCGAACUCCCAGAAGGACGUGCAACGACACGCAAGCUCGACCUUUUUGACCCUACUGCUCUCCGCGAGAUAGUCCAGGGCGCCGCACUAGUGGUGCUUGGCGCCGGUCCUUAUGCCCGGACGUCAAUGCCAGUCCUUGAGGCUUGCCUUGAGGCAAGAGUUCCCUAUCUCGACUACGACGACGACGUGGAGAGCACGCAGGCCGCGCUUGAAUUGAAUGAGAAGGCUAAGAGUCUUGGUGUCCCUUGUUAUCUUGGUUGCGGUGCCUCGCCGGGUAUGAGCAAUAUUAUGGUGAUGGACGCUGUAAAAGGCCUUGAUACAGUGGACAAUAUCGACCUCUGCUGGUGGGUCGGUGACGAAAGAGGUGCCGGAACAGGCAAGGCAGUCAUUGAACACUUUCUCCACAUCACUGCAGGACCCUGCUUGACAUGGGAGAAUGGCAAGCCCGUGGUUCAUGAAAGCUUUGUUGAGACUGGAUAUGCUCCUCUCAUACCGGGCCACGGUGAGACUCUCUUACACGAGACCGCUCACCCCGAGCCGGUGACGCUUCCACGGCUUUUCCCAAACGCUACUCGAAUCCGGUGUCUCGGUGGGGUUGAUCCAGUCCCAUUCCAGGGCUUGGGACGUGGCCUCGGGACAGCAGUCCGUACGGGCCGUAUACCAAUGUCGACUGCCGUCGAUUUUAUUUUCGGUCUGAUGAACGAGCCACCUUCAGCUGAAGGUUUCAGCGCAGCUAUGGGCUUCCUCAAGGAACAAUACCGAGGCGGUGAUAUUUCGGUGAAAGAGCUGCUUCAGUUAGGAUCCCAUGCUGUUGAGACUGUUGCACCAUGGCGGUACGGCUUUGCUGGUAUGUUCGACCAAGUCCGUGAGGGAAAGGUUUCCACCCUCGAGUUGUUGAGUUUUCUCAUCAACUCGGCUCGCGGCAAAACCGUCCCAAUACGGUCCGGUUUACUGGCUCGUGUCACUGGAACCCGCAAUGGGGCUCCGGUUGUAUCGAUGAGACGCAUUCCUACGACUGGCAAAGACGCCUUUUUGGGAAAGAGUAUGGGUGCUGUGACCGGAGCUUCUACGGCAGCUUUCAUGCUGCUGGCAAUGGAUCCAGAGAACAAGAAGCGCGCCGGUGUCUUGUGUCCCGAGGACUGGGCUGAGCCGCAAUCUUUCUACGAGGCUCUUGAGCGCAUCGGAUGUCCAGCGAAGGAUAUUGUCGAAUCGCUCUGA
Molecule: messenger RNA, 1359 nt
Organism: Fonsecaea multimorphosa CBS 102226
Lineage: Eukaryota; Fungi; Ascomycota; Eurotiomycetes; Chaetothyriales; Herpotrichiellaceae
Exons: 1
Coding region: 1-1359 (452 amino acids)
Source: RefSeq, a predicted model, not a curated record